AUGACACACAACAGGAGCGGGGCUGUUCGAAGGAAAGUCGUUCAACACGACUUUUAUGAUUCAGCUGACCAGGUUGGUGGAGUGGUGUUGCUGAACAACCCUACCAACGGCUCCUGGGAAUAUGAUGAGUACCUUCGGCUGCUCACAACCAAAAGGUACUCUCGUAUUCCUUCGUGGGAAGCACAUUCCACUGCGCAGUGCUACUUUGUCUGCGCUGACGGUGUAUAUCCUAAACUUCAGUCAUACGUCAAGGAGCGGCAGGUGAGCCAUCCGCAUCUUCGGUUGUUUCAAUUUUUUCCUCUAUGUGAUGCUGUCAUCGGUGAUAUGGACUCUUAUGUCACUUCUUACGAAAAGGAUGGUUGUGAAAGGCCUUCAUCAACUCCAGAGGGCGGUUACGGCACUGUGGACGAUAUCCCUGUUGAGGUACUGGACACGAUCCAUCACAGGUGCCGCUCUGCGGCCGCGCUUUUUCGGGAGGUGGAUGGGAGUGUGCCGGACACGCCACUGAAUGGAUGGAAAAUGUUGCAUGAAGAGCAUUCCCACCCGUUACUUCGUCCGCUUUGGCUGCAUAUCCAGUGCCAGAUUACGACGGACUUCAAAAAGGCGCUGACACUCCUGAAACGGCUGCGCAAGCGGUACCCUGACGAGAACGCUGUCGUGUUACCUCCUGUUCUGCGUUCACCUGGUGCCGCGCGUAUACUGGAAACCGGUGGCGGUGUUGUGGACCAAAGAAACUGCGGGUGCGACAACGACCCGAUCCAGGAGCGUGAGCUGUGCGUUGCGGCCAGCCAGGUUGAAGCAUUACUUCUGCCCACCGUUGUCGCUGUCGGUGCCUUCGGUGGUCGCUUUGACCACGAGGUGGGAGCCAUCUCUACGAUGCUUUCUGAGAGUCAUGAUGCACAUAUAGUGCUUAUAAAUUUGUUUAAUACGGUGUUUGCGUGUCAGGGAGGUGGGUGGACACAGAUUGUGCGGCAACCCGAGUAUGAAGACAAGACUUGCGGUCUUGUAAACUACGGAAGAAUGACUGAGUGCGAGACGAGUGGUUUGCUCUGGAAUGUUGUGAAGGGCAGGGGGAGGCCAAGUGUUACAAACGAUUUCGUUUUCGACUUUGGGGCGUUUAUUUCCGUCUGCAACAUUGUUCGCCGCGAAGUUAUAACGGUUGAUUUGCGGUGCCUUUUAACGAGUGUGGGGGAGUCACCUGCGGAUGCGACGACCGCUACAGGCGCUUCUGAUUGCGAAGCGCAACGCGGUCGUGGCCCACCUGUAGUGUUCUCCAUACUUCGGCGGCAAAAAAAGGAGGGGGGCUAG
Molecule: messenger RNA, 1308 nt
Organism: Trypanosoma brucei brucei TREU927
Lineage: Eukaryota; Euglenozoa; Kinetoplastea; Trypanosomatida; Trypanosomatidae
Exons: 1
Coding region: 1-1308 (435 amino acids)
Biological process (GO): thiamine diphosphate biosynthetic process
Molecular function (GO): thiamine binding; thiamine diphosphokinase activity; ATP binding
Source: RefSeq, a predicted model, not a curated record